CUUUGUUGUGGUUUUUGUUUUUCGAUCUGGCAACGCUGCUCAAGACGGCGUGAGAGAGAAAUGGCGCCGGUCUCCGAAGAUGAGAUCAUCCGUCGGAAGCUUCUCAUUGACGGCGAUGGAAUGGGCGAUGACCGAAGGCUCAACAUGCUCCUCAAGGUUUUCCUCAAGUGGUGCAUGACUGACGAUGACGGCGAAGAGGAGACCAGGUUGGUGUACGAGCGCAUGCUGAUGACACUGGCCCAGUGUGAAUUCUCCAUAUCAAAGUCCCAGCACGUGUUAGCCAUGAACGAUGCAGAAAUGAAGAACUAUGAGCAGCUUUACAGUGAGAUAGAGGUUGGCAUAGCAAAUGCCCAGAAGAAGAUAGUGGAGAACAAGUUGGAGCUGCAGAAGGCCAAGAGUAUCCGCAAGAACAAACAGGAGUAUGACGCCUUGGCCAAGGUGAUAGCGACACAGCCAGACAGGCGAGGCAUGCUGUCUCAGCUCGAGUGCCUGGAGAAGCAGAUUCGCUCCCUGCAAGAGUCGCAGCAGGCCCUGGACUCACGCCUGGAGCAUCGGCGGCGGCAGUUCCACGUGCUGCUCACUUCGGUCUACGAGCUGGGCCGCAUCCUCAAAGACGAAGAGAAUGGAGACGUGGAAUCACAAGCCAUGGACACAGCAUGAUGGAAGCAAGAAGACAAUCACUCCUGUUUUGUAAAAAGAACUCAU
Molecule: messenger RNA, 705 nt
Organism: Rhipicephalus sanguineus (brown dog tick)
Lineage: Eukaryota; Metazoa; Arthropoda; Arachnida; Ixodida; Ixodidae
Gene: thoc7
Product: THO complex subunit 7 homolog
Exons: 6
Coding region: 61-660 (199 amino acids)
Biological process (GO): mRNA processing; mRNA export from nucleus
Cellular component (GO): THO complex part of transcription export complex
Source: RefSeq, a predicted model, not a curated record